This is a messenger RNA of Schistosoma bovis, 2127 nucleotides long. The record is from the annotation of a GenBank genome assembly. Lineage: Eukaryota; Metazoa; Platyhelminthes; Trematoda; Strigeidida; Schistosomatidae.
AUGCUUGGAAAAAUCAUUACUCAUGUCCCCAACUUUUUGAAGCGACAGCUGAUUUACCCUCACCAUUCCUUACUAAAUUUGGUGAUAGGAAAAGCAGACUUCAGUGGCUUUGAAUAUAAAGGAUCUGACCAUUUUCUUUCAUAUUCCUCAACCGAAAAGUUGGAUUCUGCUAUCAGAACCUCAGAUCAGCACUCCAAAAAUGGUAUUGCCCAUCUAAGUACUAUUGAAGAUUUAAGAAGCUUUGUGUCACAUCCUAGUACAACAGUUAAUGAUAUUUUGGACAUUGAUAUACGGUUGCUACCUUCGGAAGCAUGUGCGAUGUGUUUAGAAGCUUUACUAAGAAUGCAAAAUCAGUCUUAUGACUUACUAAUUCGUAAUGCUCAAAAUGAUUUAAGAAAUUCUAUUGCAUCUGGUGUUGACUGGCCAUCACAUUAUAUAAAAUUGGAGCAUAUAACAAAAUGGCAUAAAUUUGAUGUAGGAAGUAAUCCAUUCUAUAAUAAUAAUAAUGACUACUCUUGGAUGAAAUCGGAAAAAUUCGAUCUUUUAGUAUUAACAACAGCAGCUUGUGCCAAUGGUUUAUCUAUUGAAUCUUUACUAAGGCUAGCUGGAUAUUUUGGAAAUUUUUGGGAACGAUAUGAACCAAAAGUUUAUGCAUCAGUACUACGUCAUAUUAAUAAUCAGAUCAACAAAUUAUCAUGCGUUCAUUUAGCUCAAUUGGCACAUGUAUUAUCUAAAUUGAAGUAUAGUCAAACUUUUGGAUUCCCUCAGGAAUUACGUACUGAGAUUCAUUUAUUGGGAUCAGCAAUCGCUAUUCGUUUAUUGUCUGGAAAAGAGAUAUUAUGUUCAGUAGAUCCUACAGUUGCAAUUCGCUUGUUAUACGAUAUACGUUGGGCACUUUCGUACAAUCAAAGAGUGAUUCUGUUUGAUAGUAUUUAUUAUAAUCUUACAUUGAAUAAUGUACAAUGGAAUUUGUAUACAGUUGCUUUCCUACUACUUCAUUCAUGUAAACUAAUGAUCUAUAAACCUUCAGUGAUAAAAAGUUGUCUAGCUAAAAUAUCACGUAAAUUACGAAUAUCAGAUUAUCAUCCCAGUAUAAAUCAAUCCCAGUGGAUUAACGCUAUUCUUGCUGCUUUAGCUAAUUAUACAGUUAAUUUUAAUGGUGCAAGUGGAAAUUGUGAAGAAGAAUUACAAUAUUUCAUUAAACCACCUUGUCGUAAUCACAACAACAAUACAGUGUCAAUAUCUAAAAGUAUAUUUAUUCCGUACGAAGUAUUUACUUCUGAUUGGGUCCAAAGAUUGUUCAGUAAUAUAUGUCAGCACGUUACAAGUCAACAAAUAGUAGAUUAUAAUUCCUUGAAGUGUUUAGCACAGAUUACUUAUUCUUUGUCUUUAUUUGGUCACAAGGCUGAUUCCCUUAUUGAAUAUUUUAAUGAUGCAAUGGAAAAACUUAACAAUGAUGUUUCCCCUAACAUGUCGACAUCAUUAGCAACUGAAUUUUCUCAGCUACAAUUAUAUAUGAAUAUGGCUAAAUGUUUACUUACCCCACUUUCUAAAAAUAGUAAUGAAACUGAAAAGCUGUCAGUUUCUUCACUACCUAGUGAUUAUUGGAGAUUUUAUUAUCAUUGUGGUCUUGGACUUUUACAAAGCAAUGAAAUAAACGAUCCAGGGAUUUCCAAAAAAUUGAUAAAUAAAAGAAAAACCGUGAAUCGUUUAUACCAUGUGUUCCUUAAAAAUAGUGACCUGUUCAAAGAAUUAGAAAUGGAUACAUUUCAGUGUAUACUGUAUCCUAAUAGUGAUAAUAGUAACGUAUACUUUGCAGAUAUUCUGUUUAAACAAGUAUGCGAACAACACGAAGGUAAAUGUAAUUACGUUAUUUGUAUUGUACAUGAAAAUCGUGAUGAGGUCGCCAAAGGUCCGUUACUUUCACUGUUAAACUUUUAUCGUGAAACACAAUGUUUACCUGUUCUUACGUUUAAUAUUUGUACUUGGAAUAAUUUGCCUUAUACUGAAGCCAAACUAAUUAUGGUACAAAAUUUUCUACGUGAAGUAUCAAACAAAUUAAAUGAAAUGAAUAAUUUACAUCUACCGGAAAUUUAUACAACGAAUCUUGUUCUUCAUCCAACAUGA